UGCAACGUUCACUUUAAGGUUGCCAAUGGUUACGGCUUCCGUGUCGAUGAGGCGAAUUGACGUCAAUGGCAGUUUUGGAUUUGUUUCCUGUGGAGCUGAGAAACCCUUCGACAGUUGAAGACAAAUUAAUAACACGCUAAAAUUCUAGAUCAGAAGGUGUAAAGAGAGACAGGUCAGCAUGGCAUCCAGCAGUGAAGAGGAGAGGAGCCUGCGCGAAUGCGAGCUCUAUGUCCAAAAGCACAACAUCCAGCAGCUGCUGAAAGACUGCAUCGUGCAGCUGUGCACGGCCCAGCCCGAGAGGCCCAUGGCUUUCCUCCGAGACUACUUUGAGAGACUUGAAAAGGAGGAAGCCAAGCAGUUGAUUAACCAGCAGAAGGCAAGCUCACGUUCAGACUCGCGUGAAGAUGAGGUUUCUCCUCCCAUGAACCCGGUGGUAAAGGGCCGUUGUAGAAGAGGGGCGAUCAGCGCUGAGGUGUACACUGAGGAGGACGCUGCCUCUUAUGUUAGAAAGGUUAUUCCCAAAGACUACAAGACCAUGGCAGCGCUAGCUAAAGCUAUCGAAAAGAACGUGCUGUUCUCACACUUGGAUGACAAUGAAAGAAGUGAUAUAUUUGAUGCCAUGUUCUCAGUCACUUACAUCGCUGGAGAGACUGUUAUUCUGCAGGGGGAUGAAGGUGACAACUUCUACGUGAUCGACCAGGGCGAAAUGGACGUUUAUGUGAACAAUGAGUGGGCAACCAGCAUCGGCGAAGGUGGCAGUUUCGGUGAGUUGGCACUGAUCUACGGUACUCCACGCGCUGCUACUGUCCGAGCUAAGACCGACGUGAAGCUGUGGGGCAUCGACAGAGACAGCUACAGGAGAAUACUGAUGGGAAGUACCCUGAGGAAGAGGAAGAUGUACGAAGAGUUCCUCAGUAAAGUGUCCAUUCUCGAGUCACUGGAUAAAUGGGAGCGCCUGACGGUGGCUGACGCUCUGGAGCCGGUGCAGUUUGAGGACAGCCAGAAGAUCGUUGUACAGGGAGAACCGGGUGAUGAGUUCUUCAUCAUACUGGAGGGAUGUGCAGCAGUACUGCAGAGACGGUCCGAGAACGAGGAGUUUGUAGAAGUGGGUCGCUUGGGACCUUCAGACUACUUCGGUGAGAUUGCAUUGUUAAUGAACCGACCGCGUGCUGCCACCGUAGUGGCCCGGGGCCCUCUGAAGUGUGUCAAGCUGGACCGGCCACGUUUCGAGCGAGUGCUCGGGCCCUGCUCGGACAUCCUCAAACGCAACAUCCAGCAAUACAACAGCUUUGUGUCGCUGUCUGUCUGAACACAUACAAAGCUCUUUCCUAGCUGGGUUCCACUCCUGCAGUUGGCUUUCCUUUCCUUUUUCCUCUUGUUUUAUUGCUCGCCAGUAGAAUCUUACUUCAUCUGCACUCGAACGUUGCACUUGCUAUAAACAACAAAAUGGCAUGUGUUCUUUCUCAGCAUUGACCUACCAGUGAGCAGACAAUCAAAACUUACUGUAAAGAAAAUCCAGAGCCGCCGCUUUACCGGCCGCCGUUUUAACAUUGAACUAUUUAAAGACAAGUGAAGGAGUGAGAUUAUAUUAAAAAAAAAACAGAAAAGGAAAAAAAGGCUGCCCAACACACACAUUUUCUUUUUAGCUUGCUUUGCUGUAGCUGAAGUAACGUUCUAAGAAUAGUUUUGUAAGAUGCUAACUGAAUUAGCAGGUAUAUAAAUACAAAUACUUAUUGACAACAUGCUCCAUCACAUCCACACCCAGAAACUGUAUGCAUGCUACAGAAAGCUUCGCGUAUUUGCCCCCAAAUAAGUAACCAUCUCCUGAAGAUAUACACAUCAGUAAGAUGUAAUUUUAUCUAGCAACUUACCCCCUAACAUGAAGGAAGUUUACACGCUCACCGUCCACUUUUAUAGGAACACCCAUACUGGUGCUGAUGUAUUCUGAAUAGUUUAGUCAUGUGACAGCGAUGCCAUGCACAAAAUCUUUAGUUCACUUUCACACCAGACUUUCAGAUUGGGAGGAAUGUGUGAGCUCUGUGAUUUUAACUGUGAUGUGGUGGAUGGUGCCUGAUGAUGGGUUUUAGUGUUUUCAAAACAGAGUAUCUCCUGCGAUUUUCACACAGAGUGGUGCAGAAAACAAAAAUCAGCAUGAACAAAACGGUGAUUAGAUUAAAGCCUUAUUACAUGAGUCACUGUGUCCUUCCUGGCAGUUUGAACCAAUCUGUCCAUGUCCCUUUGGGCUCUCUUAUAAAACAGCAUGUUUCCAAACACCGAACCGUCCCUCAGAGGUACACUUGGAGGCUUUUGUGUGUGAACAUCAGCAGUUUCUGAAAUACACAAACCAGCCCAUCUGGCACCAACAAUCAUGCCACGGUUGAAGCCACAGAUCAAAAUUUUCCCGGAUCUGUCAUUUGACAUGAACAUUCAUUAAAUGAAGAUCGAGAUGAUUUUUAGUCGAGGUGCUGUUGCCACAUGGCCGAAUAGAUAUCUGCUCAAAUGAGCAGGUUUACCGGCGUUCCUAUUAAUGUGGAUGGAUUGUGUGUAUGUAGUGGUGUGUUUUUUUUUUUUCUUUUAAGCUACUCGCAUGUUGCAUAGUUUUGAGCCAUUACUCCACUAACCUCACGUUUAUCUCAAUCUCUGUUUCCCUUGCACCAAGGAUUUAUUUAAAUAAAAGUCAUCGUUUCAUCGGGGUUCAAGUCCCAGUGCCAAAAUUCAGGUCACAACAAGUCUUAUUUAAAAUAUUUCAGUCCUAAAACUAGCCAAGAAUAUUUCCACUUAUCUUAGAGAUUUGAAUAGACUGUAAAACUCCAGUAUUAGCGAUGCCAUUUACAGCGAGAUGUUCUUAAUUCCACUGCAUCUUAUUUUCUUUAGCAGCUUUGUGCCAUAUCGAUUAACAGUUGCUUGCUUUUUAUCCUGAACACAUGGUUUUGUGCAAUAUUUAUUUUUUUUUGUGGAUGUGUGUUUGCAAUGUAGAGAUAAAAAUAGCGCAAUUUCUACUCAUAAAAGCUGAAAAAGGAUAUGACGGCGUGCCAAACGGUUAAAACUGCGACAAUAGAAUUGCAAAUUUCUUUCAAAAAAAAAAAGAAAAAUAAUCUCAAACGCUGGAACACUUUCAGAAAUGGAGCUUGUGUAGAAAAACGAUAAUAACCAAAAAAACAAGUUUAAAAUAUGUUCCGUUUCUUUUGACUCACCCUUGUAUUCUCAGGAUUCCUGUUAUUAAAGUGCAUAAACACAACAUUCAGGCCAGUCCCCUUCAUCACUGUUACAGUUUAUUCCUUCACAUUCUAUAUUUAUUACAUAGUAUUUUAUCCUUUAAGGUACCCAGAGUUUCUUUAUGUUUAAAAACGUAUAUUAAUCUAUUCUCAUUGCUUUGCUUUUAUUACUAAAGACUCUUUGCUCUGUAUCUCACAAAUCCAGACCUCGAGCUGGUAUCAUGAACAGUGGACCAUAAGCUCUAUUUUUCUUUUAUUCUAAAUGUCACUUAUGCUUUGAUUUCUAAUGUCAUUGACGUAAUGAUUUUUUUUGGUAUAGCUUGUCACAAUGGCAGUUGAAGCAAUAAAAAGUUGCUGAGA
Molecule: messenger RNA, 3575 nt
Organism: Tachysurus fulvidraco (yellow catfish)
Lineage: Eukaryota; Metazoa; Chordata; Actinopteri; Siluriformes; Bagridae
Gene: prkar1ab
Product: protein kinase, cAMP-dependent, regulatory, type I, alpha (tissue specific extinguisher 1) b
Exons: 11
Coding region: 179-1309 (376 amino acids)
Biological process (GO): regulation of protein phosphorylation
Cellular component (GO): cAMP-dependent protein kinase complex
Molecular function (GO): cAMP-dependent protein kinase regulator activity
Source: RefSeq, a predicted model, not a curated record